GAAGAAUGCGCGAGGGGUGGAGUUCUGCUCUUUUACUUUCCACUCCACACAGUGAGUGCAGACGGAGAGAUCUCACCGCUGACAGAAGUCGCGCACUUGUACUCUUCCUUGAGGUUUUAUAUUUAGCAAACCAAACCCUUUAUGUAGUCUUCUUUUUUUUUUUCUUACAAGAUUUCUGAUUUCUUAUUUUGAGCACAUCACAGGGCAUCCUCGGAGCGCCAGCACAGACGCUGAUUCUCUGUCACCCUGCUGCGGUCCUCGCUGGAGCUGUGAGAUUUCAGAAAGCACCGCAGGACCCAGAACUGCAAAACUGUUUGAAGUAGAGGGCUUCCUCUUGUCCCACGCGCCCAUGGAAGGCGAUGUUAUGGAUAAACUAGAUGACAUGGCCUCAGUGUCCGAAUUCGACCCUGUCACGGGGGAUAUUCCCGCCACCAAAGUGGAGAUCACAGUCUCGUGCAGAAACCUGUUAGAUCGAGACACGUUCUCAAAGUCUGAUCCUUUGUGUAUUCUGUACACUCAGGGAGCGGAGUCUAAGCAGUGGCGUGAGUUUGGGAGAACUGAAGUCAUCGACAACACCCUGAACCCAGACUUUGUGAGAAAGUACAUCCUGGACUAUUUCUUCGAGGAGAAGCAGAAUUUGCGCUUUGACAUAUAUGACAUUGACUCCAAAAGUCCUGAUCUAGCCAAACACCCCUCCGAUUUCAACGACUUCCUGGGUCAGAGCUUCUGCACUCUGGGUGAGAUAGUGGGUUCACCGGGCAGUCAUCUGGAAAAGCCUUUGGGCGGCAUCCCUGGGAAGAAUUGUGGCACCAUUAUUCUCACUGCAGAGGAACUCGGAAACUGUCGAGACUGUGCAACAAUGCAGUUCUGUGCACAUAAGCUGGAUAAGAAAGACUUCUUUGGCCGCUCUGACCCGUUCAUGGUGUUCUACAGAAGUAAUGAGGAUGGAACGUUCACUAUCUGCCAUAAAACUGAGGUGGUAAAGAAUACGCUGAACCCCGUCUGGCAGCCGUUCACCAUUCCUGUCAGAGCACUGUGCAAUGGAGAUUAUGACAGGUCAAUUAAAGUGGAGGUGUACGACUGGGACAGAGAUGGCAGUCAUGAUUUUAUCGGGGAGUUCACCACCAGCUUCAGAGAGCUCUCUCGUGGCCAGAGUCAGUUCAACGUGUACGAGGUGGUGAAUCCUAAAAAGAAGCUUAAAAAGAGAAGAUACAUCAACUCUGGCACAGUGACACUGCUUUCAUUCUUGGUGGAAGCCGAACACACGUUUCUGGACUACAUCAAAGCAGGGUACGGAUAAAAAUACACACAAUCACCCUCAUGUAAGCGUAUGUACUGUAUUUAGACUUUUCUGAAUGCUUCUGAAAUUGCCGCGUCACAACAUGUAAUUUUUGUAAACAUUGUAAAGGUCAGAAUCUUGCAGAAGCCAUCAGGAUUUUAUCACCGUAUUAAUGGCGUCAAACAGCUUUGGAAAAGAGCUCCAGUA
This is a messenger RNA of Carassius auratus (goldfish), 1486 nucleotides long. RefSeq names its product copine-5-like. Gene Ontology annotation, biological process: cellular response to calcium ion. The coding region runs from base 350 to 1300 and encodes 316 amino acids. Gene Ontology annotation, cellular component: plasma membrane. Gene Ontology annotation, molecular function: calcium-dependent phospholipid binding. Lineage: Eukaryota; Metazoa; Chordata; Actinopteri; Cypriniformes; Cyprinidae. The record is from RefSeq and is a predicted model, not a curated record. The transcript is spliced from 14 exons.